AUGGUAGAGGAAGAAGGUAGAGUAAACGAUCCAGAAGCUGAAAGGAUUGAGAUCCCAGAAGAGAGGGAUAUAAUUCGAGACCCGUCGGAGAGUGAGGCUGCGUCUAAACCAUUGGAGAAGAGCACAGCUGAAGUCGCAAAGGAGACGGUUCCCCAACCUCAACAGAAACUAAAACAAAAGCGUGGAGAAAAUUUGGGCCCUCGUCGGUCGCGGAGGCUGCUGGCAAUGGUAGAGGAAGAAGGUAGAGUAAAUGAUCCAGAAGGUGAAAGGAUUGAGAUCCCAGAAGAGAGGGAUAUAAUUCGAGACCCGUCAGAGAAGAGCCCAGCAGAAGCAGACAAUGAGACGGUGUUGAUACCGCCGGUGUUGAUACCAUCGGAGAAGAGCACAGUAGAAGCAGUCAAUGAGACGAAACGGAUCGCUGCAAUCUCCAAGGUUAGUAACUUCCAUAAUAAGACCCUCCUGGUUGACGAUGGUUCUUUUGAAGCAGCUUUGUCAAUGGCGGUGGAUUCUCACGGAGCCGAGAUUUCUAACGACCCUCCAGUCGCUACCGCUAUUUGCUUUUCCGCACAAGAGAGAGAAGUAGCAUGUUCUCCCCACACAAAGAGGAAGGUUCCAGACUCAGAUACCUUGUCAAACGAGAAACUCAAAGCUGUUAGAUUUAGUUCUCCGUUACGAGCUCCCAGCCCUUCGCAUUAUGUUCUCCCUUCUUUGGAACCUUUAGACCCUGAACUCCCUCUUUUGAGUGACAGAGCAAUUUCAGAAGAAGUCGCUGAAUUGAAAUCGGAGGUUCCUUUGUCUCAAGGAUUGAGCGUUAGUACUCAAAACCCUUCACCAGCUUUGAUUUCAGAAACAUGCAGAGAAGAGAUCGGAGACAUCUUCAGAAGUUUUCAAACUAGGACAGGGGCAUCCCUUUCUCCUUUUUCAGUUUGGAGGCCGAAUAUUCGUCAGAUGUACGUCAAUCGAGCUUGCUACCUAUCCCAUGCGUUUAUGGAGACUAAUAGAAUGAUCUUCCAUUACGAGAAUCUUCUUUACCAACCAAUGACAGAAACCGCAAAGGCUAAGAAGGAGAUUGACGAACUUAAAUCUGUCAAUCUGCCUGACCGCCUUGAACAGCCGAAAACCUUCGAGUCGUCUUUUGAAGAUAUGAAGAAGACUUUGGCAGCUAACGCGCAACGCCUCAGAAUUGCGAACGCUGAAAGGGAUUCUGCGAAGUCUGACGCUCUUCGCUUGAAGGCUGAGUUAGAGAAGGCUACAGCUUUGUCUGAAGAAGCGAGCCAUAAGUCUGACUUUUUAGUUAAGACUAGGGCUCCCGAGAUCGCCGAAGCCGAGCACAACGCUCGAGAAGAGAUAAGGAGCUUUGGUAGGCAACUUAUUCAGUCUAUCGUGAAGUUUAUCAAAGAUGAAGAGGUCUGGACUAAACUUCAAACCGAUCGACCCGAGCUGAAGAGUAACCUAGACCUGAUUGAGGAACUAGAGAAUGGAAGAGUUUCGUUCGAGAACGAGAGGAGGGAAGUUACUGCCGAAUUCGCUGUAGUUGAAUCCGAGUUAUCCUCGGCUUCCCGACCUACUCUCGAUCUGAAACAAUUUUCUUUGGUAUUUGGAGAUUCCUCCUCUCAAUUCGAGAUAGGUGAAGGUUCUCGGCCAAGUGAGGGUUCUCCAGAGGUAGAGGAACGCUCUUAA
Molecule: messenger RNA, 1680 nt
Organism: Arabidopsis lyrata subsp. lyrata
Lineage: Eukaryota; Viridiplantae; Streptophyta; Magnoliopsida; Brassicales; Brassicaceae
Exons: 4
Coding region: 1-1680 (559 amino acids)
Source: RefSeq, a predicted model, not a curated record